Molecule: messenger RNA, 6799 nt
Organism: Nasonia vitripennis (jewel wasp)
Lineage: Eukaryota; Metazoa; Arthropoda; Insecta; Hymenoptera; Pteromalidae
Product: phosphatidylcholine:ceramide cholinephosphotransferase 2
Exons: 6
Coding region: 277-1608 (443 amino acids)
Biological process (GO): sphingomyelin biosynthetic process; ceramide biosynthetic process
Cellular component (GO): Golgi membrane; endoplasmic reticulum membrane
Molecular function (GO): sphingomyelin synthase activity; ceramide cholinephosphotransferase activity
Source: RefSeq, a predicted model, not a curated record
CUGUGUACACUUUUUCUGUAUUCUUGUUGCCACUGUUGGUUUGAACAGCACAAGACAAUGUCGAGUAUCGACCGUAGGAUAAGCGCUGUGAUUUUGGAAUUAGAAAGACUCGUGCGAGUGAAACGUGUUUGUACUACAGACAAUGUCCAAGAAUGAUGAUACAUUCAACUUCAAUGUACCAAUGAUGAAUAUUCUUCAAAUAUAUAAAAGUUCAUGCCAAGAAAGAAAGACCUAAGCAUGUUGCCUUGCCUGGGAUUUUAAUAUGAAUUUCAAAACAUGCCAACGUACAAUGUCUUGCUACAGCGGCUCAUGUCAACAAUUAUCUUAUGCACCACGUUAAUAAUUAAGUGGUUGACACUUAAACUUUUUACACAGCAUGCGGUUGCUUUUCAACCUGUAACAGGAGAAAUGGUAUUGGAUCCUAAAGCCACAAGUCUUCACAGUGAUUACGGAAGUUUUGAUAAGCCACUGGGAGGGGAAGAGGGACAUAAUAGAGACGUUGAGGCAGCCGUUGAUGGCACCAGUAGUGGAAUGGCGCAAUCCAGUGAUGUUUAUCAAAGGCAGCCUCUGCUUCCUGGUGCACCAAUAAAAAGCAAAGACAAAUGGAAUGGAGUUGGGUCCAGUUCAGAUUAUUAUGAAGACGAAGAAGAUGAUAAAAUAGAUGGUCUAGAACACGUUCGACAUCCAGGCUUACCAAAUGGCUCUGGAAGUGGCAUUAUUAAAAUUGACAUACCAGCUCCACUCAGAGAAGAACCCAGAUUUCCCAAAGAAAAAUGGAAAACAUUUUUUGCAUUCCUGUUUAUGGUCGUGAAUUUCAUACUGACCACUGCUUCCCUUGCAAUGGUUCACGAACGUGUACCUGAUCGCACGACAUAUGGUCCUCUUCCUGAUGUGGUCUUAGAUCAUGUUGCUGCUCAAGAUUGGGCACUCAAUGUGUCGGAGAUAUUGAUUAUGAUAAUGUCCAAUUCUGCUAUAGUCUUCAUAAUUUUUCAUAAACACAGAUUCAUAGUAGUAAGGCGAAUAUUCCUAUUGAUGGGUUUAUUGUACAUGAUGAGGAGCAUUACAAUGUAUGUCACAGUUCUCCCAAUGUCUAGCAAAACCUAUUACUGUAGUCCUAAGGCAAAUAACACAAGUCCCCUGCUUGUAUCAAAACGAGUUCUUCAACUUAUUUCUGGUUUUGGACUGUCAAUAAAUGGAAAACACACUUAUUGUGGAGAUUUCAUAUACAGUGGACAUACUGUUGUGCUGGUACUUAGCUACCUGAUCAUCAAGGAAUAUUCACCCAAAAAAUGUCAUCCAGUUCACUGGCUUGCUGGAAUAUCAUCAUUUGUUGGCGUUAUCAUGGUUUUAAUUUCUCAUGGCCAUUACACUGUUGAUGUCAUAAUAGCAUAUUAUGUUACCACUCGAUUAUGGUACAUCUACCAUACAAUGGCAAAUAAUGCACAUUUAAAACAAUAUGGACCGAAUAACUUCUUAGCUCGACUUUGGUGGUUCCCUUUGUUUAGAUAUUUUGAGAAGAAUGUAAGUGGUACACUUCCACGACAAUAUGAGUGGCCUCUGCCCUGGCCUCGACGAUUGCUUGCCAAGCAUCCUAACAGAGACAGUUAAUAUCUGUCUGAGCUUCGUAAAGGAGCCUAUGUUUCCACGGUGAUAUUUGAUGUACAUACUUACUUAGACUUAUGAUAUGAAGUCUCUUUAACAGAGGAACCUCUGCGAUGUAGGAUUUCUCGCAAGACUCUGAAGCUAGAUCAUGAACAAAAUGUUGAAGAUACAAAAUUUCUGUGGAUGCCUCAAUAUAUAUUGGACAACUCAACAACCCACUGUGCUCGUUCAACCGUCCUAUCAAACGGUCCUGUUGUCUUAUCAUUUUAUGACUAUUUCCUUGGUUUUGAUACAAUGUUUACAGUGGUAGAUGUAGAGAAAAUCUUACACAAAAUGUAUAUAUCAAUCAAUUUUCGAAGAGUUGGUGAGGUGGAACGUGAUAUGCCAUUCAUAAUUAAAAUGAGAAGUUUAUUAAAGUAUAUAAUGUAGUGUCUUCAGCAAAUUGUGAUAUUUUUUAUGUGAGAACAGCUCACCUUCCACUUUUAUCGACUCUUACAAUUUGUUUGUUCAUUCAUGAUUCGUCACUUCUGAAUACGAUUUAAUCUGAUACAUGCAAUUGAUUUGCGCAAGAUUUACAUAAACGAAGGUUUAUUUAAUAUGUAAAAUAUCUAUUAUCGAUUGUAGAUGCAAAAUAUAAUAUACAAUUGCAGUUGUGAAUUGGUUCAUGAAUGGUAGCAAUUAUACACAAUCUUUAGAUUCUGCGAUUUCAUGGGACCAAUCACAUUUGGUCGCAGACUCUAUCUACAAUUUUUCACAAUUGCAAAGUACUCUUUAAACGAAUUUUACUUUGUGGUUCAAUUAUGUUAAAAUUCUAACUCAUUUUGGUAUUUGCUUAACAAUGUUUUCAUAUAGACAUAUUUUAAUGCAGACUAUCGUCUUGUAAAGAAUGUUGCGCAUAAUCAAUCCUAUGACUGAAAAUAAUUCGUAAACUUUUGCUUUUCUCAUAGAAAGACUUAACUACUCGAAAAAUUGUAUAUUUAUUUAGUCUACAAAAAAUAAAAAUUACUCUUAAUUUUAUUUUUAUUUAAAAGUUUUAGGCAGUUGAUAAAAAAAGAGUAAAAAAUGAAACCAGUUGUGCAUAGGUAAGUUUUUCUAUGAGUAUCAUUUGCAUAGAAAUCGUGUAAUAAGAAUAAAAGUCUUGUCGCUUUUUGAAAAAUACAACCUGUUCUAUAUAUACAAGAUAAUUAGAAUAGUAUUGAAAAGAAGAAUCUCAACUAAGAACAUUAUAGGAUUCUUCGAUAAUCAAUUUAAAGUUAUACUAAUGAAAUGAACCUUGAAGCACAGAACGCUAAUUUGCGAAAUACUGCGACUAAUUGUACAAACUUACCUUCAUUUUUAAUUUGAAUAUUUUCGAUGUAUGUGAAUGAAACUGCUCUUGCCUUCAUCAGCAACGAUUGGGGAUUAUAGAAAGUAAGAAAAAUAAGGAAUAAACACUUUAAGUGUAGUGGGAAAACAACAAGUAUCGUUUGAUUGAUAGAGUUAAAAGUUGACGUUCUAUGGAUGAGCGCAAAUUUAAAUAUCGCUUGAUUCAUAGUAACCAUGAUAAUUGAUUGACAAAGUUCCCAAGCUGAAACAUUAAUUUAAAAUAAUAAAUUUCGAUGUAUUACCAUUAACAUUGUGUAGAGUCUCGAAGUUCGCCUGCGUGUACGUAUACGUCGUGAGAAAAGUGUAAUAUUUUUCGCUACAUCGACACAAUGAUAACUGUGUUAGAAGAAAAAAUAAUCAUACUCGGCAGGACAUGCAAUAUUAAGUCAAGAAAAAAGAUAGCGAAGUGACUAGUUGAAUAGUUUAAUAGUUAUGAGGUUGAUAUGCAGUUAGACUUCAAGUGAAUGUUAUGCAAAGAUUAUGAAAAUUUGUGUCGUUCGCAAAUACAAAGUUAAUUCAGAAUGAUUCGCUGAAAUAUCAUAUUAUAUGCGCUUGUGUGCGUUAGAUAUAUUCACAUAUGUUUGUACAUGUUGCACACGUUGACAUUCUUCCAAUAUUGGAAAAGCUUUAUUGCUGUGCAACAGCGAUCAGCACUUUCUGUUAUUGUUGUGACUGAAUUACUUUGUCAUGCAUUAGCUUGAUAACAUUACCAUUUUUUUUUAAUAACAUUUAAAGCGCUGUUUAUUAUUUUAAAACAAUGAAAAGAAAGGAGAGUCUGUUUUAGAUGCACAAUCAAUACAUUGCGUAAAUCAGUUUAAGUUAUGAUUGUACGUUUUACAUCGUAAUUUAGUCACAAAAGUUUUUUUAUUAGUGUCUGCAGUUGCCGUUUAAUCAAUAUAAUAAAAAAAGUGCAAAUUUGUAAAAGUUUAUAAAAUAGCUAAUUCCCGCGUGGUCGCGAUUAUAUAUGCAUACAAACCUAUAUAUUUUGUGUAGAUAUUUUUUGGUAACUUGUUAAAAAGAUGAUUAAGCGAGCAAAGUAACUAGAUUAGCGCGUAAUUUUGUAAAUAAGGUGGAUAAAGAGGGCUUAAGAUAAAGUGCAUACAGAUCUGCAAAAGCGAAUCAAAAUUUUGUUACAAUUACAUUUGUCAUUGCAUUUCGAAAUUUUCGAGAUGAUCAAUGUUGCUUGUAUUGUCUGUACAUAUAAUAUAAAUAUGAUGACUGUAAACUAACUAUCGGUGUUAUUGCAAUUAAGAUUUUUUAUUUUUAUUAUUUUUAGGUCUAAUAGCAGCACCAUCUAUGUAUAAACAAAGUCUUGAUGGAAGCCGAGUAAUUAUAAAUAUAGCAAAUGGAUUUUGAUAUCCGUUUAAUACAGAAAAAAAGCUUUAAAACCAUCUACCGCUGUAUUACAACUUUUUUUACUAUAACUAUUGUAUGCAAGUCUUGUUCCUCCAUUGUUGAUGUAGAUUCAUAAAAUUUAUUAGAUAUAAGUAUAAAAAGACUUACAAAUGAAAAACGUAAAAAUUUAUACGUUGCAUCUGCCAGUUGUAAGUUCAAAUUUACAGCCAUAUUUGAAUAAUAAAAGAACAAGAAAUAAAAUUCUUAUAAGAAAAAAAACUCGUGCUACUUGGAACACUCGGCUUUCCAGAACCUCUCUACUGUUUGAAAAUCAAUCAAUGCGAUUAAAAGUGUCAUGAUAGUGACACUGCAGCAAACCAAAUUACGUAAUAAUGUUUUAUCCUUCUUUAUAUUUUUCAUAUGUAUACGAUAUAUUUAUAGUGUUAAAUUUAUUUUCUCACAUGCUCAAUGGUGUUUAACAGAAAUAAUAUUUGUACAUAUUUUAUUUACAUAUACAUAGUUUAAGGCACAAUUGAAAAAUCGUAAAGUUCGACGAUGAUUUUUUCAUAAGUAUGAUUUGCGCCAGUCUGCUUCCUCUUAUUGGAAGCGUGAAAUGUUAUAAUUUAUCAAUGUUAUAAUUCACGCUCUGAAGAACUAAUACUGUCAAGAGCUCGAAAAGUAAAAAAUUUUUUUCUUACAUUGUGCUAUUUCCUCGAUGUUAUAUAUUGAUAUGAAAUUUCAAGUCAUUGUAGGCGUACUGAGUAUACACAAGUAUUAAACAAACGACUGUACUUUUUCAACGUCUGUCUGCACACUUGUGUCUCCUCGAGCGAGAAGCUUUAGGAGCGAGUACAAACCGUUGCGAUUAUAACGUAGCUCUGAUUUUGCGCUCGUAGGUAUGCUCGAAUAACUGAUGCCGAGUUAUCGGAACACAAUAGUAUUCCGAGAAAUUUUAAUCGUGAUUUUAUUGUUGAUAACUUUUUAAGCGAAAAUUCGACGAUAAUUUUUCUCUGUCAUAAAAAUAAAAUUUCCCACUCGUCACAAGGUAUAUACAGUUAUCGACGCGCCACUUGAAUCACCGAGUAUAAUCACACAUGAACCACAGUGAUCACGAAUAUAUGUUUCCUAAUGGGCUUCUCUAUACGUAAAGACAGAUAUGGGGAAUUCUACAAAAAAUUACACAUCUUGGACUUCAAAAACGGUGGAAAAAAUAGGAUAUGCACCCGGGCUAUUUUUUUCCGAUUUCACAUGUUUAAAACAACACAAAACUGCACUUUCUAACACACAAAAACUGCCCUGUGACAAUUUUCUCGGCCUCAAAUUAAAGGAUAACUAGCCACUGUUCGACGAUCCGUACUUAACUUCUGAAGGCGUGAGCGAGAAAUCCAUAUUACUAAGAUAAAGUACAUGAAAAAAGUUUCACUCAAAUUAUAAGAUCGUUAAGAAUGCUUUUUUGAAAUGAUUUUUUUAAUUCUUUUUAUUUCAUUUUUUAUUUAUUUAUUUAUUUUUUUUUAUCAAGGCUAUUAUACUUUUAUCCUACAGUAAAAUAUACAUGUUUUGUUUGUGCCCUCAUCAUGCAUUGGGUACAUGUCGUUGAACAAUAGACUAUAUUUUUCAUUGAAUUUGAGUGACCGAGAAUGCAGCGCCACAAGGCAAAAAAGGCUUGUUGGAAAGUGGUUUUGCAUCGUUUAAAAUAUGUACAAUGAUUAGAAAAAAGGUGCCUCAAUAUUUUUUUCACCAUUUUCUAGGCCAAAGAUGCGUAUUUUUUAUACGUGCGGUAAUAUAAUCGGACUCUCGUGUUAUAACUCGAAAUGCGUACACUCGCCCAAUAGUUUCUUCCCGGACUUGAUCUAAAGCAGAAAAAAAGUCUUUCAAGCGCCUCAUAGUGUUGUAUGUUACGUGGAAAAUUGAAUUUGCUAACUUACGGAGCGUAUUAUAACAUGAUAUAAUGUUCGUUGCUUUAGAGCAAAGACUUUGUACAAUAGAAGUGUAUAUGCUAUGUGGAAAGAUAUGACGAAGAAUUUUAACAGUUUAAUUUUUGUAUAUAGUAGCGGUGUGAUAUAAAUUUUGCGAGGCAUUAUUGCGCAUCGCUUUGUACCUUAUUGAUACGAUAUGCGAGUAUGUCGCGCGCGAGGGGUAGAGAGUCAGUGCUGCGGUUACGUGUUGCGUGUAUGAGUAAUAUAAGUAUAUGGCGAGUUGAGAGCAAGAGAGCGAGAGAAAAAGCGUACGAGAGGCAAGUGUGAACGCGUUACGCGAGCAAUGCAUUAUAGCACAAAAUAACCAAUUGCUUAUCGUUCUCUUUGUUUAAUCAAGUUGAUGAUCAUAUUAAUUAUAAAUGCGGGUAUGGGUGAUAAAGCGCGGCGGUAAACCGUUUCGAAAGAUGAAUGUACCUCCAUAUAUAUACGAUAUAUAUAUAUAUAUAUAUAUCGUAUACGCACCUCGAAAAUGCUAUGGUGAAUCUGUUCGAGAAAAUAAAACGUUAUACUUUCACAUGAAA